Molecule: messenger RNA, 6553 nt
Organism: Cataglyphis hispanica
Lineage: Eukaryota; Metazoa; Arthropoda; Insecta; Hymenoptera; Formicidae
Product: mucin-19-like
Exons: 10
Coding region: 683-6328 (1881 amino acids)
Biological process (GO): chitin catabolic process; carbohydrate metabolic process
Cellular component (GO): extracellular region
Molecular function (GO): chitinase activity; chitin binding
Source: RefSeq, a predicted model, not a curated record
GCGUUUCUAAUAAUCUCUCAGGAACGAUCUCUCGAGACUUAUCGAGAUUUAUAUAUCGUUUUCGAUAAAUUACGAUCCCGAAAUAUCCCAGUUGAGGCACGCUUCGAUAGAAACUUUACUUUUACCGGCGAAUAUCGGCGAGAGCGGCUCUGAUUCUCGUGGCCGUCCAAUUUUUUUUAUCCGACCCGUAGAAGGGCUCGGCGAAGAAGGAGAAACCGUGCGUUACCUUGUCUCGUGCAUCAAACUGCGUAACGCGGAAAGUGUCCCCCGAACUGGGACAGAACCCCACCCGCGAUCCCGCAUCGAUAUCCCGAUGGCCUCCGGUCUCACUCCCCCUUUUUUCGCCUCUCCUCGGCUCGUUCUCUCGGUGCCUUCCCUUUCGAUCUUUGGUCCUCGCUAUCAUCCGGCCGAGACCGGCGAGGUUUACUUGUAAGAGAGCACUCGUCCUCCGAAACUUCAGUGCAAAACGCGCGCUUCAACUCGAAGGAUCCUCCGUUCGAUAAAGAAGAGAAAGAGAGGAAGGGGGUGAGAAGGAAGGAGCGAGAAAGGGAGAAAGAGAAGAGCCUUGUCGAAUUGGGAUAUCUCGAUGCGACGUUCAAUGAUUCAAGGGUGAUCCCCUGUGCGUCUGUCCGCCUGUGAUUCGUCGAUUUCGGUGCUUUUUGAUCUGGAGAUCUUGAAAAAAAUGUGGGGUCGCGAGGUUCUCUUAAUAUCGUUCGCGCUCAUAGCGCUCGGAACUACCACGAAAUGCCCAAAGAAAAGAAUGUCGCCGAUCAGAGAAAUUCUCUGCUACACAUCCGCCUUGGAUGCCGAACUGCUGACUGAUUCCGUAUGCAGUUGCACGACUCUGGUGCAUCAACAUCACGACGUGCGGAAUCUCUCUGUUUCCAGCAUUGUUGAUCUGCAAAAAUCUUUGAAAGAGAUGCAUCCGCCUCUUCAAUUUGUCAUUUCUGUAUACGAUCCCGCGAUGAUGCUCAGAAAUUCCGCCAUGGUUCGGCAGGAAGCUGUCGCUCGAAUUGUCGCCGUUAUGAAAGAGGUGGAUGGCGUGGAAAUGAAUGUGACAGCGGGUUCCAAAGAGCGUCUUUAUAAUUUCGUCAAAAGUCUGAGAGACGAAAUGAUACGAAAAUCUUACGACAGGAGGAUCUUCCUGGCUUUGCCUAGUAAACCGGAGGAUCUGGCCAAGCAGUUUGACGUGAAAGAACUCGCAAAAUAUAUCGAUCUAUUUACGCUUCCGACGGAUUAUAUGACCGACGAGGACGGAACCUUCGUCACCUUUCAUCCCUCGCGUCUCAUGGGACUCUUCGAUAUGUUAAACACGGACAACUUGGUGGAUUUGAUAAGCGGAUUAGGUGCACCCAAGCAAAAAAUUAUGAUCACUUUGCCGGCCAGGGCGUACAGAUUCGCUUUAAAGCACGAGGCUGAGAACGCUCCUAGGUCGCAAACUACGGAAAAAGAGCCCACGCCGAUCGAUCGUAAACAGCUUUGCGAAGCCAUGAAUGACGGGGAAUGGAUUGUGGAACGAGAUGAAGAUCUCACGGCACCGUAUGCAUUUCAAAACAAAACGUGGAUUGCUUUCGAGGAUAAGAUCUCGGUUGGAAUAAAGGGAAAGUACGCGUUGCUACGGGAUUUGGCGGGAUUGGCGGUGCGAAAUAUAGAAAACGACAUCAAAACCGAGUGCGAAGAGCCACUCGCGGAAGAAAUAUAUCGUUCCUUCGCGGAAUUUAGAAGAAAAACGAGGCAAGCCGUACUGAACGCGCUGGAAGACGAGCUUCAUCAAACUCAAUUCUCGUAUCCCAAUCGAGCGAAAACGUCCAGCUACCGCGUGGUUCGCGUGGUGGACACCGAGGGACAUAUUAAAGCCGUGCGAGAGAAUACGCAGACCGAGUUUGUCUGUCGACGACAAGGCUACUUUGUUCAUCCUAAGAGUUGUAAUAGAUUCUAUCGCUGCGUGAAAUUCAAUCAACAGAUAGAUGACUAUUCCGUCUUUGAAUUCGAUUGUCCGGCCGGCUUGUCGUUCGACGAACGCACCGAGGUCUGCGUCUGGCCGGGUUCCCUGCCUCAGGGCUCGCCGUGUCCCGGCAGCAGCGAAAUCGCUCCCGUUGCCCCGAAGAGAUUCGAGUGCUCUCAACCGGGUUACUUUGCAGAUCCGCAAAACUGUCGAUGGUUCUUCGCUUGCAUGGAUUUAGGCGAAUCGGAGUUAAUGGCGUUCGAGUUUCGAUGCCCGUACGGCUUGGUGUUUGACGAGAAGAGAUUAGUAUGCGAGUGGCCUUGGCUGGUUCCGGCUUGCUCGGAAUCUGGAUCGGCUUAUACCAGGACGGAAUACCAUUACGGAGGAUAUACCGUAGCGGGAAGUUCUACAGGAGGCGUUAUGGGAGGUGGUUACAUUACCGGUGGUUUACCGGAAUAUUCCGUCACAGCCUCCGGCACGGGUCACUCUAACGUGGGCUAUUCUAAAGCGACCGGCACUGGUGUCCAUGGAGCAAAUUAUUUUACAGGAUCCACCGCGGAAUACUUCGAUAAACAUACUUCCGGUGCUGGAUACGCGGGAUCGUCUGCGGGUCCAAUAGCUAUUGAUUAUUCUAAACCGAGCGGAUAUGGAGGCUCAGUAUCCUCUAUUCCGACGUAUACUGGACCGUCCGGUAUACAUGUCGGUAUACAUUCGGUAUCUCCUGCGGAGGAAAGUAGCGCAGGAUAUUCUGCGUCGAGUGACAAAACUAGCAAUAUCGGAUAUACUGUAUCCACCGGAUACAGGCCUGGUAGCGGAUAUUCCGGUGGAUAUACUGGACCGUCGGGAGGAAUUACCACAGGUUUCUCCGGAUCUACCGCGGGGGGAUAUUCCGGAACUGUCAGUGGAAGUCGCUUGACAGGGGGAGAUGUAACUUAUUCGGGCAAACCUGGAUCAAGUUAUUCCGGGCUAGCGGGCGGGUAUGCAGGAGGCGUUGAUGCGAAUAUUAAUCCAAUAGUAGGUACAGUGACUUAUCCAAAAACACCGGGCUAUUUCGCAGCCACAGAAACGCCCGGAUCAUCUGUCAAUAUUGGACGUGCGGAUUCCGCCGGUUCUAAAUUCGUUGGCUCGACGAAUCUAUAUACAGGCUCCAGUGCGUUUAAUGCGGAUGGUUACUCGGUUCCUACCGGUAUUUAUUCGGGAGCUACUGAACGUCAGCCGUCUUUCGAUAAAACCGGCUCGUCAUUUGGAAUUGGAUCGUCUUAUUCUGGAGCUACCGACGGAUCAAAUAUAUAUCAAGGAUCGAUCGGUGCAGGAUAUUCCAAAGCUACGAGCGGGACUUUGCAAGGUUCGACGAGUUCAGAUCGAGUCUCGACUGGUUUCGGUAGCGACGCUUCGAAAUCCGUCUCCGGGCAUACUGAUGUUAAGAUUACUGACAGUGGACAUUUUGUAAGUGGUAGUGUUGGUAGUGUACCGUCUUCUAGAGCAGGCGCUUCCUCGACAGGAGUAGAAUACAACGAGCAGGAAGGAUAUACAGUUCCUGUAUUUUUAUUACAUGGAGAACCGAUCUAUCCCUUGACUGGAACGACAAAAGCUGGAACAAAAGCUCAUUCUGGAUUAUCAGGCGUAAUAAGAGAUUACGGAAAAUCCGAUUUAGCGAGACCUCAUUUAAAUAUUAGCAAUGAAGUUUCCGGCUACGAUGUGCGAAAAGGCGCUACCGGUGCAAUCGUGCCUGGAAGCGGCGUACAAGGAAGUAUUCAUACCAGUGAUUCUAUUUCGGGGACUUUCUUCAGUCAUGGAAAUGUUCCCGGUGCGAUAUUAUCUCCUGCCAUUAAUCAAGGCACUGUUUUAACAGGAGAAGUACAGCCUGGAUAUAUCGCUUCCGAAAAAGCAGAACCGGGAUACGUGAUUAGAGACGGAUUGAAAACAGUAGAUGUCGGAUCAGCUAGUCCGGGAACUUUAAUAUACGAUCCGCCUACUCCUGCAAUUUCGGUGUCCGGCCCUUCAACGUCCAAUGUCGUUUUGAAAGGUGAAAUUACCCCAGGUAUCGUUAUUUCUGGAUAUACCGCUCCUGGAGUAUCUGUCGGAAGUUCCGUUCAAUCAGGAAGCAUCGAGAGUUCAACCGGUACAUCGUACGUGCCGCAAGCAGAAACAACUUAUCAUGGUGUCAACAGUGCCGCAACAAGAGGAUGUUCGAGUAGCUCUUCGACGGGUCUUGGACGGCCGACGCGUCCGCAGGACUUCAAAACUGAUGUCGGAUGCGGCACCGGCAAUCAACAUCGGAUCAACAUCGUUUACGAUACCGGCAAAUAUUCAGAAAAUGAUGUGCCAGAUUAUAGACCGACGAGCGCCACUCUUCCCGAUUCUAUUGUAUCAGGAGGUAGAAUAGAAGGUAUCGGCGGUGUUAUUUUUGGUUCUACUUCACAAAGUUCGACUACAGCCACGCCAGGAUAUCCGUUGCCUACAGCGGCCGUCUUCACACCGAGUGGAUUCACGAAAUCUGGUUUAACUAGAACAGGUAUAACCACUGCCAUUCUCGGAGGUGGUGGUAGCUACUCAGUAAGCACAAGCGAACGCCGACCUGCCUGGAAUCCUGAAAAUAUCAGUGACAAAGCAUUCGAGGGGAACGUGGCCGGAUAUACAAAGACAUCGUCUAGUAGCAACGCCGCAGAUUUGUCUGUUACCUUGACUCCUGGCUAUUCUUCGACAGCUUCGCCAAGUCGCGGCACUGUACAGUCGGUUACUUCCAGCUACUCGUAUCCUAAGCCAAGCAUUCAGCUUGGAACAAACGGCGUAACGUUCCUCUCAUCGUCAAUUCCGCCGAUUGAGAAUAAUUUACCGAUUACGUCGCCCAAGCCGUUUUCGAUUAAUGUAUAUGACGGAUAUGACGGAUCAUUGGGCAGCAGUGUAGCAUUCGGAUCUAAGAUACCAACGGCGCCGAUCGAUCGUCGCUUAUCAACAUCGACAGUCUCGCCUGUAUUUUACACUACCGAGCGUCCAAAGAUUUAUAAAACAACUCUCUUUGAAGCGGCUAGAAUUCCAGUGGCUGUGUCAACUGUCAGACCUGUCACCGGAUACAAGACCGUCCCUCCAAAUAUCCCGAUCUUAACCGAUGACCGGUUUAGCCAACAGACUGGCAAUUCGCAGACUGCAUCGGUAUCAACAUCUAGCAUCGGUUUAGGAGCAUCUUUCCAACAAACUGAUUUUAGCGGCAAAAAGGAUCAUGAUUCUUCUUUAGUUUCCGUGUAUCUUCCGACAAAGUCGCCCAGUAAACCCGGUGUAAUCGCGUCUACCACGAAGUAUGAUAUACCUGCGAGUACUGUGCGUCCAGAUCUUGUCGGGGUAACAUACAAGAAACCUUCAUCAUUCGCAUACGGAGGUCUUUCCUCGAUCACGUCGCCUACUACCUUCAGACCUUCCAACGUGUAUUACACGGGUCAAGGAUUCUCGACGGCAUCUUCCGCAGGAACAAUUUCUGGCGGCGGCUCUCCGACAAACCUAGAUAUUUCGAGAGACAAGAUCGAUAAAUUAAUUACAAACUACGAUAGAGGCACCAUAAAAUAUAUGCCAAGCGUAUACGAUACCACCGCGAGUUCAGGAUUCGGUUCAACCUCCAAGAAACUCUCCUCCGAGAAGUCAUCAUUCUAUGCGACCGGCAGUACCGUCGCCAUCACAGCGCCGUCCGGCUCGACAACAUCCUCAUACAAAGUUACCACAAAAGCCCCCGAAAGCAAGGGCAAGGUCAUCGUGAAAUGGAGCGAUCUACAUCCGCUUCUUCUAGGCAAACUCGGAGCGGAGUGUACGUGCAAAGCCGAUCCCUUCGCCACUCUUCGCGGCCCGGUGAGGAAACUGAUCGCCUCUUCCAAGGGCAAGGUGGAUCUUGGCAACUACGACGAAUCCGAGAUCUACGUUGAUCUCGAGAACAACGGCUCCUCCGAAGAGGACACCACCAAUUACGACGGUUAUCCGGCGCAACCCUAUAAAAUUAGCCCCCAUGAAACGACGAGCGGCCAACCACCAUCAUCCUCUUACUUACCUGUGUCUUCAACGACGGUAAGGACGAGAAAUUUCGGUCCAGCGAUAGAUUUUCGUGCCGGCAGGAAAUUGAAGGAUGACGUCGGUUCAUCGCCGAAUACGAUCGCUAGCGAUCCAGAGGAUGAUCCUGACCAAAUAAUCAAUGGCGCCACCGAUUGCGCCAGACCGGGUCUCUUCAGACAUCCUAGUCUCUGCAAUAAAUUCUACGCCUGCCAUUGGGAUCAGUGGAAGAAGAAAUUCACGCUUCACAUCUUCAAUUGUCCGAUCCAUUUAACGUUCGACUCGAGAGCGAGCGCGUGCAAUUGGCCGAGUAAGGGUCCAGCUUGCCAAGCCGAUAAUCUAUUAGUAUAAAUUCGUUAUUAGGCGCUUAUAUCUCGCCGUCUUUUUUACAUCUUAUCUUUUUCUUUUGUACAUAUAAUAAAUAGAGGCGAAAGUUUAAUUGUGUAAAAACGUUAAAAAUCACUUCUCAGAUCGUUAAUCCAAUUUGAAAGAUUGAUUCGACCGAUUGAUUACACAAACAAUGAGAUGUUGCGAGCGCAGCGAUAUAUCAUUAAAUAUAAAACGACUUACUUUCAC